GCAGGCUUGGGAGCCUCCCGUGAGCCGAGCGAAAACCAAUGGGAAGUUCGAAAGGAAGAGGAGAAAGUAUAUGGCAGAGUUAAGAAAAGCGCUCUCUGUUGCUUUUGCUGGAUCUAUGAGAAAAGGUAACUCGGGAAACCGCUGCAGAUUCGGCGCUGAACCCCCAGCGUUCCAGGAGAGCAGCCAAGGCUGAACGUGCGAGCUUGGAGCAGAGCCGUGUUCCUUCGGGAUGACGAUGGCCAGGGCCCGGAGCUGGCAGCAGAGCCCUUGGAACGCCCUGCUCCUGGUGCUGCUGUGCACGGGCAGCUGCCAGCAGCAGAGGGACUGCACGGGAGCCGAGUGCCAGGCCCUGGAGAACUGCAUCGAGGACGUGCUGGAGCCCGGCGAGUGCUGCGCCACGUGCCUGCAGCACGGCUGCACCUGCGAGGGCUACCAGUACUACGACUGCGUCAACGUGGGCUUCGUCAACGGCAAGGUGCCCGAGGGACAGUCCUACUUCGUGGACUUUGGCAGCACCGAGUGCUCGUGCCCCAAGGGAGGGGGCAAGAUCAGUUGCCAAUUCAUGCUGUGCCCAGAGCUGCCCCCGAACUGCAUCGACGCGGUGGUGCCGGCGGACGGGUGCCCGCAGUGCGGCCGCAUCGGCUGCCUGCACGAGGGACAGAAAUACGUGGCGGGGCACACCUUCCACAUGCCCCCCUGCAAGGUUUGCCACUGCCCCAACGCCGGCGGGGAGCUGAUGUGCUACCAGCUGCCGGACUGUGACACCUUCUCCUUGAACACGGCCAGCCCGGGGGACGCCGAGGACGGCGAGCCCGAGAGGCACUACGACGAUCCCUACAGCUACGACCAGGAGGCCUCCGAGGGAGACAACACCCAGCUGGAGUCUCCGAAGAAGUACAGGAGUUACUCGUCCCACCUGGAGCACGACAGCCUCAGCCAGGAGCAGAGCGAGGACUAUGACUACCCGGCGGCCAGCGUGGCUCCCUCGGCGCCGGGCCCGGCCGGGCCCCACAGCGCGGGCACCGCCCCGGGGCCGGGCACCACCCCGGGGCCCGCAGGCCCCGCCGAGCGCGGCGAGCGGCGGAGGCUGCCCCGCACCACCGCACCCUCCCUCCAGAAGGUGACACGCAAGGAGGCACCGACCACCACCGGGGCUCCUCCACAGCACACCACGGCCACCACCGCGACGCCCCGGCUCCCGGAGGAAUUGGAGAGGAGGCCAAAAGGGAGCAAAGAGAGGCACGAGCACGAAAGAGCCCCCCACUCUAAAAUGAAAAAGCAUGCCAGGAAGGAAGAGCCAGAGAGUAGCACGGAUCAGGGCUUGAAGGAGGUGAACUUUACAGAGGCGAGCUCAACAAGAUCAUCCCGUGAAAGCGUCGAGGGAAAUGAUUUCCCCCAGGUGAAGUUCAGUGCAACAACCUCUCCUCCUGUUGCUCUGAAGGAAGAGCGCAGCCAGUCCUCCCCGAAGCAGUCGCAGACACUGUAUCGUUACCAUCCCGAGGAGGACGGGGACCCCAACUCUAUCCACGCUAACCCCCGGCUGCCUGAAGGUUCCACAAAGGAGUUGAUUGAGAGCUGCUGUGGAGCUGGCCAGCAGUGGGCUAUAGACAACGGGGAGUGCACAGAAAUCCCUGUAAGUGGAAUGGAUGGUGAUAUUUGCAGGAUUGCCCAGAAGCAGUGCUGUGUGUCUGCCGUGAGGGAGAACAGCUGCCUGGCCGGGAUGAUCGCCGCCAAGGAGGGGGACACGUGUGGCCCCGAGGACAGCGACCCCUGCGCGGGCUCGUCCUACAAGCAAUGCUGUGACUGCUGCAGCCUGGGCCUGCGCCUGAGGACUGAGGGGAAAAGCUGUGAGUCCAACAUCAACCUGGGCUACCCCUGCAGCCAUGUGAUGCUGUCCUGCUGUGAAGGGGGGGAUCACUUCAUCCAUCCCGAGAUCAAACGGCAUCCUGAGCCUUUGCCAACCGUGACCCCCGAGAAGGUUUCAGAGAGGGAAGAUCACCAUGCAGCAUUGUCCAUCAGCAGUGAGGCUGAGCUGUCCAAUAACCUGCCUGGAGAUGACCUGGAUGAGUGUCUUCUCUAUGGGGGGGAGCUCUGCCAGCAUCUCUGCAUCAACACCGUGGGCUCCUACAAAUGCUCGUGUUUCCCAGAGUUCACCCUGCAGGAGGAUGGCAUCAGCUGCUCUCCAGAUCCUGACAGAGGACAGGUGACCAGGCUGGAAGCCGAAGCCACCAUCCCUCCAGUAGCUUCUCCCUCCCAGCCCAUCCUCGUGGUGUCCUUGCAGGAAGAGCAGGACAAGUGCAAAGAUAACGGCCCCUGCAAGCACCUGUGCAACAUCGUGGAAGGAGAUGCUGUGUGCUCCUGCAUGGCUGGGUACACACUCAUGGCUGACGGGGUUUCCUGUGAAGACAUCAAUGAGUGUGUGACAGAGAGACACACCUGCCAGAGGAGAGAGCACUGUGUCAACACCAUGGGCUCCUUCCGCUGCCUGCAGGAGCUGAGCUGCCAGCCCGGCCACGAGCUGAAGGAUGGGGAGUGUGUGGACAUCGAUGAGUGCGAGAGAGGAACUCACAGCUGCAAAGUGAACUUUGUUUGUCAGAACACUGAGGGGUCGUUCUACUGCGAGUCAAAGCAGCGCUGCAUGGAUGGGUUCCUGCAAGACCCUGAGGGGAACUGUGUGGAUAUCAAUGAGUGCACAUCUCUUCCUGAGCCCUGUAAGCCAGGAUUCAACUGCAUCAACACCGUGGGGUCCUACACAUGCCAGAGGAACAUGCUGAGCUGCAGCAGAGGGUACCACUCCAACGAGGAGGGCACACGCUGUGUUGAUGUGGAUGAGUGCCAGACUGGGGUGCACCGGUGUGGAGAGGGGCAGCUGUGCCACAACCUGCCUGGGGGCUAUCGCUGUGACUGCAAGAUGGGCUAUCAGUACGACGCCUUCAGCCGCAGCUGCAUCGACAUAAACGAGUGCUGGAGUUACCCUGGGCGCCUGUGCCAGCACACGUGUGAGAACACGCCGGGCUCCUACCACUGCACCUGCUCCUCCGGCUUCCGCCUCUCCUACGAUGGCAAGCACUGUGAAGAUGUGAAUGAAUGUGAUAACAGUCCCUGCACCCAGGAGUGUGCCAACGUUUAUGGUUCAUACCAGUGUUACUGCAGGCAAGGCUUCCAGCUGGCAGAAGAUGGGCAUUCCUGUAAAGACAUUGAUGAGUGCACGCAGAGCGCCGGCAUCCUCUGCACCUUCCGCUGCGUCAACGUCCCCGGCAGCUACCAGUGCGCCUGUCCCGAGCAGGGCUACACCAUGGCAGCCAAUGGCAGGACCUGCAGAGAUAUUGAUGAGUGUGCAAUAGGAACCCACAACUGUUCAGCUGCAGAGACCUGCUACAACAUCCAGGGCAGCUUCCGCUGCCUGUCCUUCGAAUGCCCUUCCAACUACAGGAAGGUGUCUGACAUGAGGUGUGAACGCAUCAGCUGCUUCAACUACCUGGAGUGCCAGAACACGCCGGUGCGCAUCACCUACUACCAGCUCAACUUCCAGACCAAUAUCGUGGUGCCAGCCCACAUCUUCCGCAUCGGGCCCUCGCCCGCCUACGCCGGGGACAGCAUCGUCCUCACCAUCACCAAGGGCAACGAGGAGGGCUUCUUCAGCACCCGCAGGCUCAACUCCUACACGGGCAUCGUCUACCUGCAGCGCCAGCUCAAGGAGCCCAAAGACUUCCUGUUGGAUGUGGAAAUGAAACUCUGGCGGCAGGGAACCUACACUACUUUCCUUGCUAAAAUCUACAUUUUCAUCACAGCUCAUGCCUACUGAAGCCUUGCUGACAUUGGGUUUUAUUGGUGCUAUGCUCUUUAACUGUUCUACCAAAGCUUAAUACUGUUGAACUGGCAUUUCAUGUAUCUAGCGUUUAUAUUAUUUUUCUAUUAUUGCUUUAAACUUUCUUAUUGGUUGUGUAAAUUAAGUUAAUUUUUGUCUUUUUAUGUUCUAUUUUCUUAUACAAUUCUGUGUAUCAUCAUUUGCCAACAAAUGAAGAAAGGGUUAGAAAGGCAGUACAGACCUUGUGGUAAGUGCUGGAACCUUUUCUUAGCAAUUAUUUUUAGGUGUAGUCACUUCUGCAGGGUAUUGCACUAGAGAGGGAAGAUGUUCACGUGGGAGUACUGGGAAAAAACAUGGAAUGAUUUCUCUUUCUGACACAAAGUUCUGGUUUGGCUGGGCCAGUGACCUCACUGGAGUGUCUGUGCUGAGGUGCAGAGUCCAGGCCACCUGUGGACACUGAUGGUGAUCCAACCUCCUGCUUCCGGGUUAUUUUCCUCCUUCCGACUUUCAUAAUAUGUUGCCUUAAAAUAUAUAUAAAUAAAAGGAAACUCCACCACUGAAAAA
Messenger RNA from Parus major (Great Tit), 4372 nucleotides. RefSeq names its product fibulin 2 (gene FBLN2). NCBI's taxonomy places the organism in Eukaryota, Metazoa, Chordata, Aves, Passeriformes, Paridae. The record is from RefSeq and is a predicted model, not a curated record. Gene Ontology annotation, molecular function: calcium ion binding. The transcript has 17 exons. Bases 230 to 3805 code for a protein of 1191 amino acids. Gene Ontology annotation, cellular component: extracellular region.